AUGACUGUGGUGCCUUUAGAGGUGGCGGAAGUGGACCAGCGGAUCGGUCACUUCACUCCAGUCGCACAGUGGAACUUUCGAGAAGUGCAGCGAGCACAUCGAGGUAGCAAUGAGCGGCGUGCCUCUCGAGACAUUAAGCCUGGUGAUAAGAUUUUGGCCGUGAAUGGUGCUGAGGUCGAUGGGGCAAUGCUUUUGGAGCUCCAGUCUGCAGCCAGUAUGAGUUCCCCGAAAGACCUGGACAUUCGCUUGCAACGCGAAAUGCUGGAUGUUUUUGGACCUCAGCCAGAUCGAGCAGAUCGAGCAGACGAUUCUGAGAAACGAGACAGUCUUGGGAGUUUGUCCUCUGCAUGUUGGAAACCGCCCAAACCUGAAAAACUUGACAAAGCCAGGGACAAACCCGAGCAAAAUUGGCAAACCGGGCCAAGUGGCCGGGGCCGGCAGAGCCCAGCCCCACCUUCCAGUCGACACAGCACUCGAUCUGCAGACGACCGACGCUCUGAUAGCCACGGUGCUAGAUCUGGGGUUGGCCCUUUGUUGAUACCCCCUCAAUAUGAGGGAAAUGGAAGGAGGGCGAUCUCAGCUGAACCCUACACCUCUCCAACUGCACGGAAUUCGCGAAGCCGAGGGGACGUUGGCAUGUCCACCUUGAACCAGGCUGCACGCUCCAUGCUUCACUGCUAAUCAGUGCAAAGCCCAAGCAUUUGAGCGCAAGCCAUGCGUACAGCGCAUCAUUCAACUGUUGACAAGUUCGGACACCGGUG
Messenger RNA from Cladocopium goreaui, 761 nucleotides. The record is from the annotation of a GenBank genome assembly. Lineage: Eukaryota; Dinophyceae; Suessiales; Symbiodiniaceae.